UUCUGCCGUUUUCUCUCCUCCUGGUACCUUCCUUCACUUUCUCCCAUAUAAACCUCAAUUUUUUCUCAUCUUCAUUCACCAAACCAUCUCUAUCUCCCUCUCACUCUAUUUAGAAAGGAUCAACGUCUCAAUCUUUUGAUGAAGGAUCCCAUAAACUAAAAUUUAACAAAGUCCGACAAGGACCAACUAAUCUUUUGAGUCUAGCUAGUUGAUUUAAGAGGAUCCAACUUUUUUUUUUUUCAUAAUUUUUCACAAAGACAUAACUAAAUAAUGGGUGCUACUACCACCAUUUCGAUUCUUGUUCUUCUUCUUCUUGGGUUGGUUCAGCUUGCAGUUUCAGGACACGACUAUAAACAAGCUCUGAGCAAAAGCAUUAUAUUCUUUGAAGCUCAGAGGUCAGGACACCUUCCUCCCAACCAGAGAGUUUCAUGGCGAUCUCACUCCGGUCUUUACGACGGCAAAUCAAGCGGCGUGGAUCUAGUUGGAGGAUACUAUGACGCCGGAGACAAUGUGAAAUUCGGGCUUCCGAUGGCUUUCACGGUUACCACAAUGUGUUGGAGCAUCAUAGAAUACGGUGGCCAGCUAGAAUCUAAUGACGAACUUGGCCAUGCCCUUGACGCCGUUAAGUGGGGAACUGAUUAUUUCAUUAAAGCCCACCCUGAACCUAACGUCCUCUAUGGAGAGGUGGGAGAUGGUAAAUCGGACCAUUAUUGUUGGCAAAGGCCAGAGGAAAUGACCACUGAUCGUAAGGCUUACAAGAUUGAUAGGAACAAUCCUGGUUCGGAUCUUGCCGGAGAAACCGCUGCCGCAAUGGCUGCCGCUUCCAUAGUUUUUCGCCGCUCUGAUCCAUCAUACUCAGCCGAGCUAAUCCGUCACGCCCGUCAGGUUUUUGAAUUUGCUGACAAAUACAGAGGCAAAUACGACAGCAGCAUUACCGUGGCACAAAAAUACUACCGAUCAGUCAGCGGUUACAAUGAUGAGUUACUCUGGGCUGCUGCGUGGCUAUACCAAGCAACCAAUGAUAAAUAUUAUCUAGAUUACCUCGGUAAAAAUGGCGACUCGAUGGGCGGUACGGGCUGGUCGAUAACGGAAUUCAGUUGGGACGUUAAGUAUGCGGGCGUUCAAACCCUUGUCGCCAAGGUUCUGAUGCAAGGGAAAGCAGGAGAACACACUGCCGUCUUCGAGAGGUACCAAGAGAAAGCAGAACAGUAUAUGUGUUCGUUGUUAGGUAAAAGCACCAAAAACAUAAAGAAAACUCCCGGCGGUUUGAUUUUCCGGCAAAGCUGGAACAAUAUGCAGUUUGUCACAAGCGCUUCUUUCUUAUCCGCGGUGUACUCCGACUACCUCUCGUCCUCCAAAAGAGAUCUACGUUGUUCUCAAGGAAACAUUUCUCCAUCCAAACUCCUAGAUUUUUCUAAAUCACAGGUGGAUUACAUCCUCGGAGACAAUCCAAGAGCGACGAGUUACAUGGUUGGAUACGGAGAGAACUAUCCACGACAAGUUCAUCAUCGUGGUUCGUCGAUUGUCUCGUUCAAUGUCGAUCAAAAGUUUGUGACUUGCCGUGGUGGUUACGCCACAUGGUAUAGUCGAAAAGGAAGCGAUCCGAAUGUUUUGACCGGAGCUAUAGUGGGUGGACCCGAUGCCUACGAUAACUUCGCUGACCAGCGGGACAAUUACGAGCAAACCGAACCAGCAACUUACAACAAUGCACCUCNUUUAAAAUUAAAAAUAAAUAAACUGAAAUUCGUAUAUUAUGCUAGUCUCUAG
Camelina sativa (false flax) is the source of this 1767-nucleotide messenger RNA. Lineage: Eukaryota; Viridiplantae; Streptophyta; Magnoliopsida; Brassicales; Brassicaceae. The record is from RefSeq and is a predicted model, not a curated record.